CAGGUCUGCUGGGUGUCCUGGAAGAGAUGCGAGAUGAUUGCUUAGGACAGUUGAUCACAUGGACCCAGGCUUUGUGCAGGGGAUACCUCAGGAGACUUGAGCUGAAAAGAAUGUUCGACCAAAGAGAGUCCAUCCUCUGCAUCCAGUACAACAUCCGUGCAUUCAUGAAAGUCAAGCAGUGGCCCUGGAUGAAGCUGUACUUCAAGUUAAAACCUCUCUUGAAAAGUGUGGAAACUGAAAAAGAAAUGGCCACAAUGAAAGAAGAGUUUGAGAGAACAAAAGAAGAACUGGCUAAAUCAGAAACCAAGAGGAAAGAACUAGAAGAGAAAAUGGUGAUUCUGGUGAAAGAGAAAAAGGAUCUGCAGCUGAAAGUACAGACGGAAAAUGAAAAUUUGGCUGAUGCUGAAGAAAGAUGUGACCAGCUGAUCAAAGCAAAAUUCCAGCUGGAAGCAAGAAUAAGGGAGAUAAUGGAAAAGCUGGAGGAUGAAGAGGAGAUAAAUGCUGAUCUGGCAGCCAAAAAGAGGAAACUGGAGGAUGAAUGCUCUGAGCUGAAGAAAGAUUUUGAUGACCUAGAGUUAACAUUGUUCGAGGCUGAAAAGGAAAAGCAUACCACAGAAAACAAGGUGAAAAAUCUGACUGAAGUAGUGACAGGUUUGGAUGAGACUGUUGCAAAGUUAGUCAAGGAGAAGGCGGCUCUGCAAGAAGCCCAGCAACAGGCUCUGGAUGACCUGCAAAUUGAGGAGGACAAAGUUAAUAACCUCACCAAAGCCAGAAUCAAGCUGGAGCAGCAAGUGAACCACGUUGAAGGAUCUUUAGAACUGGAAAGAAAAGUGUGUGUGGAUCUUGAACGAGCAAAGAGAAAGCUUGAGGGAGACUUGAAACUUGCACAGGAAACCAUAGUGGAUCUGGAGAAUUAUAAACAACAUUUAGAUGAAAAAUUAAGGAAGAAAGACUUUGAUUUUAACCAGAAGCAAAAUAAAAUUGUGGAACAGCAGAAUUCAGGUACUCAAUUGCAGAAGAAGAUCAGAGAAUUGCAGGCCCAUGUUGCAGAGCUGGAGGAGGAGACUAUGAGUGAGAAAGCGACACGGGCAAAAGCAGAGAAGCAUCAUGGUGAGCUGGCUCAGGAACUUGAGCAAAUCAGAGGAAGCCUUGAAGAGGCUGGAGGAGCCACCACUGCUCAAACAGAACUUAACAAGAAGCGGGAGGCAGAAUUCCAGAAGAUGCGCCGGGACCUCGAAGAGGCCACGCUGCAGCACGAAGCCACGGCUGCAGCCCUGCGCAAGAAGCACGCGGACAGCACGGCUGAGCUGGGGGAGCAGAUCGACAACCUGCAGCGCGUCAAGCAGAAGCUGGAAAAGGAGAAGAGCGAGCUCAAGAUGGAGAUUGAUGACUUGGCCAGGAGUACAAAGACCAUUACAAAGUCCAAGGCUAAUCUGGAAAAAAGGUAUCGGACCCUGGAAGACCAGAUGAGUGAGAUGAAAGCCAAAUCUGAAGAGAACCAGAGGAAUUUGAAUGAGAUGGUGAUACAAAAAGCCCAGCUCCAGACAGAGUCUGGGAAAAGGAAUGAGGAGCAGGAAGCCAAGGGGGAGCUGCAGCGCGCCCUGUCCAAGGCCAACAGCGAAGUGGCCCAGUGGAGAACCAAAUACGAGACGGACGCGAUUCAGCGCACGGAGGAGCUCGAGGAGGCCAAGAAAAAACUUGCUCAGCGUCUCCAGAAAGCAGGAGAACAGGCAGGGACUGUGAAUUCCAAGUGUGCCUCCUUGGAGAAGAUGAAUUUGAAGUUGCAAGGGGAGGUGGAGGAUCUGACGCUGGACGUAGAGAGAGCAAACACAUCAGCAGCUGCCCUGGACAGGAAACAGCAGAACUUUGAUAAGGUCAUGGCAGAAUGGAAGGGGAAGUAUGAGGAAAGCCAGCUGGAGCGGGAAGCUCUCUCUAAAGAAUCGUGCUCGCUGGACACGGAGCUUUUCAAAGUGAAAAAUGCCUACAAGGAAAACUUAGAUCAGCUUGAAACAAUCAAACGGGAGAACCACACUCUCAAGCAGGAAGUAGCUGAUCUGACAGAGCAAAUUACUGCAAAUGGCAAAAUGAUCAGAGACCUUGAGAAAGCAAAAAAGCAAGUUGAAGUAGAAAAAAAUGGGCUGCGAUUAGCUCUGGAGGAGGCAGAGGCAGCUCUUGAGCAUGAAGAGGUCAAAAUCCUUGCUGUCAACCAAGAACUGACUCAGAUUAAGACAGAGAUCAACAGAAAGAUUGCUGACAAGGAUGAGGAGAUCAACCAGUUAAAAAAGAACCAUGAAAGGACUGUGGAGACAAUGCAGGGUGUUCUGGAUGCUGAGAUUAGGAGCAGAAGUGAAUCUUUAAGGCUGAGGAAGAAGAUGGAGGGAGACCUGAAUGAAAUGGAGAUCCAGCUCAGCCAUGCCAACCGCCAGGCUGCAGAGGCACAGAAACACCUGCACAGCAUCCAGGGAGCUCUCAAGGACACCCAGAUCCAUUUGGACGACGCUCUCAGGACCCAGGAUGACCUGAAGGAGCAGGUGGCCAUGGUGGAGCGCAGAGCAAACCUGCUGCAGGCUGAAGUUGAGGAGCUACGGGCAGCCCUGGAGCAGACGGAGCGGUCGAGGAAAGUGGCUGAGCAGGAGCUCCUGGAUGCAAGUGAACAUGUGCAGCUCCUCCAUACCCAGAACACCAGCCUUUCUAAUACAAAGAAGAAGCUUGAAACUGAUAUGGCACAAAUCCAAAGAGAGAUAGAGGAUGUUACUAAUGAAUCAAAAAGUGCUGAAGAAAGAGCAAAGAAGGCAAUGACAGAUGUGGCCGUGAUGGCAGAAAAGCUGAAGAAGGAGCAGGACACCAGUGCCCACCUGGAGAGGAUGAAGAGGAACCUGGACCAGACGGUGAAGGACCUGCAGCACCGUGUGGAUGAGGCCGAGCAGUUGGCCCUGAAGGGAGGCAAGAAGCAAAUCCAGAAGCUGGAGGCCAGGAUCCAAGAAUUAGAAGCUGAGCUGGAAGAAGAACAUAAACAAUCUGCAGAGGCUACGAAAAACAUCUGCAAAUAUGAGCGGCAUGUCAAAGAGCUCACUCUCCAGAAUGAAGAACACAGGAAGAACAUGAUGAUGUUACAAGAUCUGGUAGAUAAAUUGCAGAUGAAAAUCAAAUCCUACAAAAGACAAGCUGAGGAAGCUGAUGAACAGGCCAAUAUUAAUCUCUCCAAACUGAGAAAAGCACAACAUAAGAUAGAUGAGGCUGAGGAAAGGGUAGCUAUUGCUGAGAGCCAAGUAAACAAGCUCAGAGCCAAAGCCCGAGAAGGCCCUGCUACAAAGGUGGUGUUAGGAACUGAAAAAUGAGCUUCCUCUGGGAUAACC
Lepidothrix coronata (blue-crowned manakin) is the source of this 3356-nucleotide messenger RNA. RefSeq names its product myosin-3-like. The transcript is spliced from 21 exons. The coding region runs from base 27 to 3338 and encodes 1103 amino acids. Lineage: Eukaryota; Metazoa; Chordata; Aves; Passeriformes; Pipridae. The record is from RefSeq and is a predicted model, not a curated record. Gene Ontology annotation, cellular component: myosin complex. Gene Ontology annotation, molecular function: protein binding.